This is a messenger RNA of Arachis stenosperma, 1793 nucleotides long. RefSeq names its product pyruvate dehydrogenase E1 component subunit alpha-3, chloroplastic-like. The coding region runs from base 196 to 1488 and encodes 430 amino acids. Lineage: Eukaryota; Viridiplantae; Streptophyta; Magnoliopsida; Fabales; Fabaceae. The record is from RefSeq and is a predicted model, not a curated record. The transcript is spliced from 3 exons. Gene Ontology annotation, biological process: pyruvate decarboxylation to acetyl-CoA. Gene Ontology annotation, cellular component: intracellular membrane-bounded organelle. Gene Ontology annotation, molecular function: pyruvate dehydrogenase (acetyl-transferring) activity.
AGCCUCGUUUCCUCCGCCACCCCCUUUUAGGCUUUCACUUCCCAUUUGGGUUCUUGUGAAUAUAACUUCUCAUUUUCCCCUUCCAUUCAUUCCCAAUUCAUUCACAUUUCUUCUCUCACUUUCUCUCAUUCCCAACAUAAACAUUGCAGUUGCAGACAUUUUCAUCGUUCCCUUUUUCGUUGCAGUCUAGAAAGAAUGUCUUUGUCUGCAACCAAGUUCGUGCACCCCAUCACAACUCCUCCCUCUACCAGAUCCAGUGACAAGCCUCUCUUUUCCACUUUCUUUGGAUCCAAUCAUACCAAGCUUCGCUUCAAUAAACCUAUUGUAGUUGCUCAACGCCGUUCUUCAUCGGCAGCAUCUACGUCUUCGCCUGUUGUUGCUGUCUCCGAUGUUGUCAAGGAGAAGAAGCUCAAAUCAGCCUCCAAUCUGCUAAUUACUAAAGAGGAAGGCUUGGUGAUCUAUGAAGACAUGAUAUUAGGUAGGUUCUUUGAAGAUAUGUGUGCCCAGAUGUAUUAUAGGGGCAAGAUGUUUGGUUUUGUUCACUUGUACAAUGGCCAAGAAGCUGUGUCAACUGGAUUCAUCAAGUUUCUUAAGAAGGAAGAUUAUGUGGUGAGUACGUACAGGGACCAUGUUCAUGCCCUUAGUAAGGGGGUCCCGGCUCGUGAAGUGAUGAGUGAACUCUUUGGGAAGGCAACCGGUUGCUGCCGAGGUCAGGGUGGUUCGAUGCAUAUGUUCUCAAAACAGUACAAUUUGCUCGGUGGGUUUGCGUUCAUUGGUGAAGGAAUUCCAGUGGCCACUGGGGCAGCCUUCUCCAGUAAGUACAGAAGGGAGGUGUUGAAAGAGCCAGGUGCUGAUGAGGUGACAUUGGCAUUUUUCGGAGAUGGGACUUGUAACAAUGGACAGUUCUAUGAAUGCCUUAACAUGGCAGCUUUAUGGAAAUUGCCAAUUGUGUUUGUGGUGGAAAACAAUUUGUGGGCUAUUGGUAUGUCACACCUCAGGGCAACUUCUGAUCCGCAGAUAUGGAAGAAGGGACCGGCGUUUGGAAUGCCCGGGAUCCAUGUCGAUGGGAUGGAUGUCUUGAAGGUCAGAGAGGUCGCAAAGGAGGCAAUUGAAAGAGCUAGAAGAGGAGAGGGACCUACUUUAGUGGAAUGUGAGACUUAUAGAUUUAGAGGACAUUCGUUGGCUGAUCCUGAUGAGCUUCGUGACCCUGCUGAGAAGGCACACUAUGCAGGCAGGGAUCCCAUCACAGCACUGAAGAAAUAUCUUUUUGACAACAAGUUAGCCUCUGAACAAGAAUUGAAGGCCAUAGACAAGAAAAUCGAGGAGCUACUUGACGAUGCAGUCGAGUUUGCCGAUGAGAGCCCUCUCCCUCCCCGCAGCCAGCUUCUGGAGAAUGUAUUUGCCGAUCCAAAAGGUUUUGGAAUUGGACCGGAUGGAAAGUAUAGAUGCGAGGAUCCAAAAUUCACCCAAGGCACUGCUCAUGUCUAAUCCUUUCAAUUCUGACAAUCUAUCUGCUUGAUGGUUUCAUUUUUGUAUGCAUGUUCUUAUUUAUAUGCUUAGUAGUCAUAAAAAAUUACUUACAGAAUGUAUUAUUGUUAUUAUUACCUUUUUCUAAUAUAAACAGGAUUUGUUCUCUAGGUUGGUAUUAUUGUUGGUUGAACUAGUGUCAAGAAUGAUAAUCCCCUAUCGUUUGAUUAUCUUGCUUUGCAGCCUUUGUAGCUUUUAUAUUAUCUGGACCAUGUAAAAUAACAUUGUAGUUUUACAUCAUUUUGUUAUUGCUGUUGGUUCAUUCA